UACUGCUUGGGAGCCCGGGCACCAUGGAUUUGCCGAGCUCCCCUGGCCGGAGAAAAAACUGGACGUGGGACACGAGUUUAUUUGUUUUCACCUUGACGUUAAUCCUGUGGCAAUCGCCGGGAACCCGGGCAGCCGAUCCUGUAGAUGUUUUACAAGUGUUGCAGUUUAACAGGUUACCGGAGGGAGUAAGGACAACCACAGGCUUCUGUCCCAAAAGGAAAUCCGUCUCCAGUGCAGAUGUGGCUUACAGAAUAUCCAAAAAGGCUCAAAUCAGCGCCCCAACUAAACAGCUGUUCCCAGGAGGCACUCGGUUCCCUGAGGACUUCUCCAUCAUGGCAUUGGUGAAACCGAAAGCUGGAAACCAGGCUUUCCUACUGUCCAUUUACAGUGAGCAAGGCAUGCAGCAGGUGGGUGUGGAGCUGGGGCGGUCACCAGUCUUCCUGUACGAGGACCACAGCGGCAAACCUGCACCCGAGGACUACCCCAUCUUUGGAGGCAUCAAUCUCUCUGAUGGAAAGUGGCAUCGACUCGCUAUCAGUGUGCAGAGGAAGAAGAUCACCAUGAUUUUUGACUGCAAGAAAACUGUGACCAAACCCCUGCUCCGAAGUAACAAACCCAUCAUUGACACCAAGGGAAUUGUGGUGUUUGGAACCAGGAUUCUCGAUGAAGAAGUCUUUGAGGGUGACAUCCAGCAGCUGCUGAUUUCCUCGGACCCCCGAGCUGCCUACGACUAUUGCCAGCACUACAGUCCGGACUGCGACACCCCGCUCCCGGACUACCCCCAGAGUCAGGAACCCAGCGAGAAGGAGUAUUACUAUGACGAAGACUACGAGUAUUAUGAUUAUUACGCGGAGUUUCAGACACUUGCUCCGCCCACCAUGCCAGUGACUGAUGGAAUUGUUGGAAGUGCUGAUCCAGGGCAGGAUCCGGUAGACCCAGCUCUCUACGAAGAGGAGAUCCCCGUUGAGACCCCUGCGGCCGGGCAGGACUACGGUGACGUGCCAGUCACAGAGGACGUCCCACAAAUCAUCGAGAGUGACAUGACCAAGCAGGAGCAGGUAGACACCACCACUCCCCCACCCGAUGGAGACCUGGGGCCCGCCAAGGAGUACUUUACCGGAGAAGACGUUGACCCUGGUGACCCCAGCUAUGAUUACGACUACGUUUACAGAGAUUAUUACGAGGACCCUUUGCCCACAGAGAUUGGUCCAGGACUUCCUGUUGAGACCGAGGUGUACACAGAAGGAAUGGCUUUGAGCGGAUUGAAGGGAGAGAAAGGGGAGCCUGCAGUUGUUGAGCCCGGGAUGCUGGUUGAAGGUCCGCCUGGUCCAGAAGGCCCUGCGGGUCAGCCUGGCCCCCCAGGUCCAUCGGGACCUCCCGGACCCAUGGGCGAUCCCGGAGAGAGGGGGCGUAAUGGCCGACCUGGACUACCUGGUGCUGAUGGACUUCCUGGUCCCCCCGGCACGUCGCUGAUGCUGCCGUUCCGAUUCGGUGCGAGUGGAGGUGAUAAGGGACCGGUCGUCUCUGCACAAGAGGCCCAGGCUCAGGCUAUUCUGCAACAAGCCCGGUUGGCAUUACGAGGACCGUCAGGACCCAUGGGUUUCACAGGGCGACCCGGACCAUUGGGGAGCCCCGGUGGAACAGGACUGAAGGGAGAACGAGGAGAUAUGGGACCCCAGGGUCCACGUGGGCCUCGAGGAGCCCCAGGUCCCCCUGGCAGGUCCGGACGGAGGGGUCGCUCUGGCGCUGAUGGUUCACGCGGGAUGCCAGGCGAAUCUGGGAUUAAGGGUGACCGAGGGUUCGAUGGGCUGCCCGGCCUGCCUGGAGAGAAGGGGAACCGGGGAGAGCCCGGAGUGCAGGGACCGUUGGGACAACAAGGGGAAGACGGAGAAAGGGGAGAUGAUGGUGAGGCUGGACCCAGAGGGCUGCCAGGUGAACCUGGACCAAGAGGGCUACUCGGACCUAAAGGACCUGCUGGACUUCAAGGACCACCUGGUGUACGAGGAUCAGAUGGCCCACAUGGUCCAAAAGGAAACCUGGGGCCACAAGGAGAACCAGGACCUCCAGGGCAACAAGGGAUUCCUGGAGCUCAGGGUAUUCCUGGUCCUCAAGGAGCCAUGGGUCCCCCUGGCCACAAGGGUCCGACUGGAAAGCCUGGACUGCCUGGAAUUCCUGGUGCUGAUGGUCCUCCUGGCCACCCAGGUAAAGAAGGUCCAACGGGUUCCAAGGGCAACCAGGGUCAGUCGGGUCCUCAGGGUCCAAUCGGCUAUCCUGGGCCACGUGGUGUAAAGGGAUCUGAAGGAAUCCGAGGGCUGAAGGGCCACAAAGGGGAAAAGGGUGAAGAUGGCUUCCCAGGCUUCAAGGGAGACAUGGGCCUCAAGGGCGAACGAGGGGAGCUCGGGCCAAGUGGUCCCCGAGGAGAGGACGGACCUGAAGGCCCCAAAGGUCGGGUGGGACCUCCAGGUGACCCUGGUCCCUUGGGUGCGACAGGUGAGAAGGGUAAACUCGGAGUUCCUGGUCUCCCUGGUUACCCCGGACGACAAGGCCCCAAGGGCUCUCUUGGUUUCCCGGGAUUCCCAGGAACGAAUGGCGAGAAAGGUGCUCGGGGUUUGCAAGGCAAGUUGGGUCAAAGAGGACAGCGCGGACCUACGGGCCCACGUGGUCAACGAGGACCAAGAGGAGCAACGGGAAAACCAGGGGCAAAGGGAGGCUCAGGAACUGAUGGGCCGCCUGGUCCUUCUGGUGAACGGGGUCUUCCAGGGCCUCAAGGAGCAACAGGCUUCGCAGGACCAAAGGGACCACCUGGACCACCAGGAAAGGAUGGGCUCCCAGGACACCCUGGACAGAGAGGGGAAGUGGGUUUUCAAGGCAAGACUGGCCCUCCAGGACCACCAGGUGUAGUUGGACCUCAGGGUUCCAGUGGUGAAUCGGGACCAAUGGGCGAGAGGGGACAUCCAGGACCUCCUGGGCCACCCGGGGAGCAAGGACUAUCAGGCCCGUCUGGGAAAGAAGGCACCAAGGGUGACCCUGGCCCUCCUGGGCCCGCGGGUAAAAACGGACCCCCAGGCCUGAGAGGCUUCCCCGGUGAGACUGGAUUGCCUGGGACGGCGGGUGGAUCAGGAUUGAAAGGUGGUAUGGGUCCCCCAGGCCCACCUGGCCCAGCCGGCUCUCCUGGUGUGAGAGGGAAAGCAGGACCUGGUGGCCCCAUUGGCCUCCCAGGACGUCCAGGACCUCAGGGCCCGCCUGGCCCCGCUGGAGAGAAAGGAGUGCCGGGUGGUAAAGGCCCGAUAGGUCCGGCUGGUCGAGACGGUGUCCAAGGCCCGGUUGGUCUUCCAGGACCUGCAGGCACCCCCGGAGGCCCCGGUGAGGACGGUGACAAGGGUGAAGUGGGUGAACCUGGACAUAAAGGAAGGAAGGGCAACAAAGGUGAACAUGGUCCACCCGGUCCUCCAGGCCCCAUCGGUCCCGUUGGCCAGCCAGGUCCUGCUGGUGCCGAUGGAGAGCCUGGACCCAGAGGUCAGCAGGGGCAUUUUGGACAGAAGGGCGACGAAGGGCCCAGAGGUUUCCCAGGGUCUCCGGGUCCAAUCGGUCUACAGGGAAUGCCCGGACCUUCUGGAACGAAGGGAGAAACUGGAGAUGUUGGUCCAAUGGGUCCGCCCGGCCCUCCCGGUCCAACAGGCCCCGCUGGUCCAAAUGGGGCAGAUGGUCCCCAAGGUCCCCCCGGAGGCAUCGGCAACCCAGGCUCCAUCGGCGAAAAGGGUGAAGCUGGAGAAUCCGGUGCUCCAGGAAUCCAAGGCCUUCCGGGACGCAAGGGUCCAAAAGGCGAAAGAGGAGAAAAAGGAGAAUCUGGACAACCGGGAGAAGCUGGGCCUCCAGGCACCAAAGGGCCCACUGGCGACGAUGGACCCAAGGGCAAUCCUGGUCCUGUUGGUUUCCCCGGUGACCCUGGCCCUGGAGGUGAACCUGGACCACGUGGUCAAGACGGUGUCAAAGGUGAAAGGGGGGAGACUGGAGAGCAAGGACAAGCUGGCUCUCCUGGACCUACCGGUGAAGUGGGCCCACCAGGUCCACCAGGAAAGAGGGGACCAGCCGGAGCUCCCGGUCCAGAGGGCAGAGAGGGGGAGAAAGGAAGCAAGGGUGGGCCUGGAGCCAAGGGGCCUCCUGGGAAGACUGGUCCAAUCGGCCCGCAAGGAACCCCGGGGAAACGUGGUCCCGAGGGUCUCCGUGGUAUUCCUGGUGCUGUGGGUGAACAAGGAACUCCUGGGGUCUCCGGACAGACAGGGCCUCCUGGUCCAAUGGGCCCUCCUGGGUUACCCGGCUUGAAGGGAGACGGUGGUCCUAAGGGAGAGAAGGGUCACCCUGGCCUGAUUGGAUUGAUUGGACCUCCAGGAGAGCAGGGAGAGAAGGGCGAUCGAGGGCUUCCUGGUCCACAGGGAACAGAAGGACUUAAAGGAGACAAUGGUAUUGCCGGUGCGAGUGGUCCCAUCGGUCCUUCUGGUCCUCCAGGCAUCCCGGGCCCCCCUGGUCCGAAAGGGUCGAAAGGUUCUCAGGGUACUGCUGGUCCUAAAGGACAGCGAGGUGUUACUGGUCCUCCUGGUAUUCCUGGUCCACCAGGCGAAGUCAUUCAACCACUGCCCAUCCAGAGGCGCAAAAAGAGCAAACGCUCGGUGUCCAUCGACGGGAGUCAGAUCGAGCCAGACGAGGGGGUGAUGGGAGACGAAAUCCUCGACUAUUCCGAUGGCAUGGAGGAAAUCUUCGGGUCGCUGAACUCGUUAAAGGUGGAGAUCGAGCAGAUGCGGCACCCCAUCGGAACGAAGGAAAACCCGGCACGCACCUGCAGAGACCUGCAGCUCUGCCACGAAGAAUACAAGGAUGGUGAAUAUUGGGUUGACCCGAACCAGGGCUGCGCAGCCGACUCCUUCUUGGUUUACUGUAACUUCACCGCUGGUGGAGAGACCUGUAUCUUCCCAGACAAGAAAUCGCAAGGGGUGAAGAUGUCUUCCUGGAACAAUGAGUAUCCUGGGGCCUGGUUCAGCGAGUUCAAACGGGGAACACAGCUCUCCUACGUGGACUCAAACAGUAACCCCAUCGGCGUUGUCCAAAUGACCUUCCUGAGGCUGCUAAGUGUGUCAGCUCGCCAGAACUUCACCUAUCACUGCCAUCGCUCCGUUGCCUGGUACAACCUGGCAGCUGACAACUACGACAAGGCCAUGCGUUUCCUGGGAUCCAACGACGAGGAGAUGUCCUUCGAUAACAACCCCUACAUCAAAGCCAUUGUGGAUGGCUGCGCGCUGAGGAAAGGAAGCGACAAGACAGUCCUGGAGAUCAACACUCCGCAGGUGGAGCAGAUGCCCUUCGUCGACGUGCUGUUGACUGACUUCGCCGAACCCAACCAGAAGUUUGGAUUUGACGUGGGACCCGUCUGCUUCCAGGGAUAGAGAGAGAGAGAGAGAGAAAACACGAUGAAGGAAGGAAAAAAACACAGGCAUCCCAACCCGGCCCACCACGACUAGCCUCACUAUCACCGCCACUGACCCUACCUCCCCCCUCCUCCUCCUCUUCCUCCUCACCUCCUCCUCACCUAUAACCCGCCCUCCAGCACUUCAGGGGGAAAGAGGGCAGGGGCGAGGGGAGGGGCAAAACCUGCAGCCAGGGAUCUGCCCCCUGACCAGUGUCGUCUUCUGCCUGGACACCCUGAGAGAACAGUUACAUGUGUGUGAAAAAAAACCACACACGCACACACAAAAGCAUGGAAACCGUGUACAUUAAAUGUCCUCCUGCUUCCCCCCCCUUGCCCCCUGUAAAGACCCGUUUCCCCUGUGGUGGUAGUGUCCUGGUUUGAGGCGGGACUAUUUUGUUUUCCAGAAGACCAGCGAAAUGAGAAAUGUGUUUUUUUUUUGUUUUAAUUAAAAAUGUUCUCCAUAGAUUGUAAUAUAAAACCACGAACAGAGAGAGAGAGAGAGAGACGAUAUUAUUUAAUUCGCAAACCUGCCGUAAUUUGAUUAAAGAAAUGAUGAAUUAAGUCUGUGAAGCUUUACCCAGUAAAUAUGGUGCUCCAAAUUGUAUUUACUCUCCUUUUUAAAAGACAAAAAAAGGUGCUCAGAGUGUUAUAUGUUUGUAAGUAUUUUUUAAUUCUAAUGUAAAAUAUAUCUAUAAAUUGCUGCUUGUUGUGUUAAUUUUCUGUAUAGAAAUCGCUGAAAGGUGGCUCACGUGUGGUCUUUAACUCCCCCCUUCACUCUCCCCCCCCACCACUGUGCUUUUCUCUCUCUCCCCCAUCCCAUGGCUCACUAAUGCAUACUCUCGCUGUGUCCUGAUGCCACCUUCUCUCUCCUUCUACCUCCUCUUCCCCUCCCUCGCAUCUUAUACUGUUUGCAACCACAUACACCCUCCU
Carcharodon carcharias (great white shark) is the source of this 6391-nucleotide messenger RNA. RefSeq names its product collagen alpha-1(V) chain-like. Gene Ontology annotation, molecular function: extracellular matrix structural constituent. The transcript is spliced from 67 exons. Bases 24 to 5438 code for a protein of 1804 amino acids. Lineage: Eukaryota; Metazoa; Chordata; Chondrichthyes; Lamniformes; Lamnidae. The record is from RefSeq and is a predicted model, not a curated record.